Messenger RNA from Lolium rigidum, 1932 nucleotides. Its product is annotated as protein PSK SIMULATOR 1-like. The record is from RefSeq and is a predicted model, not a curated record. Bases 1 to 1932 code for a protein of 643 amino acids. NCBI's taxonomy places the organism in Eukaryota, Viridiplantae, Streptophyta, Magnoliopsida, Poales, Poaceae. The transcript is spliced from 14 exons. Gene Ontology annotation, biological process: positive regulation of growth.
AUGGACGCGUGGGGUAAGACUCAGGAGAACAUUUUGCAGAUUAUCAGGCAGUUUGGGUUGUUGAUGGUCAAGGAGUGCCCACAAUCAAUCUUGCCAAAUCAGGUUCCUAUGAAGGUUCUUUGCAAGGGAAAAACAUUGUCAGUUCAGUUGUUGUUAGAUGAUCCCCUCUCGCUUGUUUCUGCUGCUCUUGGUUACAAACGUGGUCUUAAUGCACAAAUGUCUGGUUCUUCUACAUGUUUUCGAGCUUGCCGGUCGAAACUGUUUCGUUUCGAGUAUUCUCUAAUCAGAUUAAGGAAGAAGAUGGGUUGGCUCUGCUGUUCGGGAGGGCUUGCCCUGGGAUCCUUGUCGUCUUCAAAUCAAGAAAACUUUGCUUGCCAUGAAGAGGAGAAGAAGCAGCAGCCACCCAAGAUACAAUCUGCUGGGAUGGGAAAUAAGCGGAGCAGGAAGACGGCGCCGGAGAUUGCGGGUGAGGGCGGGAAGGAUGGUAGACCGCCGCCGUCGGCCGCCAAGGAGACUGCAUUGUCUGACAAGGGCAAAUCUAAGGCAUCAGAAAAAGACCUAUCUUCCAACGAAAUCUAUAAAUCAGAAUCAACUAAGUAUCCAGAGACUUCAAAUACCCCCAAAACAGCAUUUUCCCGCAUCAGGUCCUGUAUUGCUGCCAAAGAAACUAGGACUGUAGAGAUCCUGGCCUUUGAGGUUGCCAACACAAUUGCAAAGGGCUCCAAUCUGAUGAAAUUCCUCUCUGAACAAAGCUUGAGGCAUCUGAAAUCUGCGGUGCUUCAGUCCCAAGGAGUCCAGUGCUUGGUUUCAGAUGAUUGCGGCAAGCUGCUUGCUCUUGUCGGAGCCGACAAAAGGGAGGACUUUCAGGAGUUUGCUGCAGAUGUUGCUCGGUUCGGAAACCUAUGCAGAGAUCCCAAAUGGCACAACUUGGGUCAGCAUUUCUCGAGGUUGGACUUUGAAUCAACACAUCAGAAAUACACGAAAGAAUCAGCAGAAUCUAGUAUGCAGUAUAUGAUGGCACUUGCAGAGAAGACUGUGCAACUGUACCACGGGAUGCGUCGAUUUGACAUCUCUGAGGAGAUGUACAAGAAAAGCUAUCAAGAGUGUAGGGAAGGAAAGGAUGACAAAUUCAAUUCAAUUCAGUCUCUUUUGAAUGCGGUGGAGAUGGAAAAAAAUUUCAUCAAGGAUUUGAAGAAGAAAACACUUUGGGUCAAGAAGAUGGAACAUAUUGUGGAGAAACUUGUUUGUGUUGUAUAUUUCUUGCGAUCAGAGAUCAACAGUGUCUUUUUUAAGGAACAAGAUGAAUCUGCGAAUGAAAAAGGGGUGAUUCAGCAAACUUUAGGGUCCGCCGAUCUUGCGCUGCAUUAUGCAAACAUCAUUUUCAAGAUAAAGAGUUUGGCAUCAUUAGUACCGUCAAUUCCAAAAAGCGGCGUUGAUUCAUUGUACCAAGCAUUACCUCCUUGCACCAGAUCAGCCCUACAAAUCAAGUUAAAAUGUAACCAGAUCAAAGAAAAGAGGACAGUAGAACAGCUCACAUAUGACAUGAACACGACACUGAAAUGGCUCUUGCCAAUGGCAGAAUCCACGAUAAGGGUGGGGAGUCGGAUGCUUGGCGAAUGGCAGGACAAAAGGGUGCUAAACGGAAACGGUGGCGGCAGGGUGCUCAAGAUUCAGACACUGUGCCAUGCUGACAAAGAGAAGACUGAACAGUACAUUCUGGACAUGGUGCUGGCUCUCCAUCAUCUCGUACGCACAACCCGUGCUAGGCUCGACAAGUUCUUCGACAACACUUCUGAUCGAUCAGAGAUGCAGAGGGAGACCGAUUUAGGUAGCUCCAGCGAUGGUGGGUUGGCGAGCCCUAGUUUUCGUGGGAGGCAUAGCCCACAUGUUCCACUAUCAAUGACGACGAUACAGAACAGUAUAAGACAUUAA